Molecule: messenger RNA, 1497 nt
Organism: Phytophthora infestans T30-4
Lineage: Eukaryota; Oomycota; Peronosporomycetes; Peronosporales; Peronosporaceae
Exons: 1
Coding region: 1-1497 (498 amino acids)
Source: RefSeq, a predicted model, not a curated record
AUGGUUUUCGGUACUCUUCCGGGGACUAUUUACCCCUUCCUUUUCAACUACCUAAAUAUGGAAGGCACGCAGGCUGUCUCGGCUACUGUGCUAAUCAACAUGCCGUGGUCGUUCAAGCUUUUCUUCGGUAUGAUCUCGGAUUGCGUUCCUAUCCGAGGUUACAGACGUCGUCCGUUCAUGGCUAUCGGAUGGACUAUCUGCUUCUCAAUGCUGUUGCUAAUGUCCUGCAUGGAUGCCGGUGACCCGUACUACCCGGACAGCACGUACGCGACAAUGAACAAGGACGAGCUGACCCCUGAGAUCAUUGCCACCUUCAACGAGUCAGCGCACCACGCUGGUAGUAAAUUCGUCGUUCUUAUGAUGAUUGCAGCGAUAGGGUACGUCGGAGCUGAUGUGGCAGCAGACGCCAUGAUGGUCGAAGUCGCCCAACGUGAACCAGUAGCCACAAGAGGGUAUACCCAGACAACGAUCUACAUGGUUCGUACUGCGUUUAUCAUGAUCUCCAGCAUUCUCACAGGCAUGACCUUCAACGGCAAAGACUACGGUGGUGAUUUCGACUUCUCGCUGACAUUUCCGCAGCUUAUGGUCGUACUCUGUAUCUACUGUUUCCCAGUGAUCCCGAUCUCGUGGUAUUUUAUCGUGGAAGACCCUCACCCUGGUGUGGUUUUCCGUGAGUAUUUGGAUGAGCUCUGGCAGCUCAUCCAGAUGCGUCCAAUGUAUCAGGUCAUCGCGUACAAGUUUCUGGCUGGGAUCUUCGAAAACUUCUCCGUCACCUGUACAGACCCGAUGCAACGGUACUGGGCACAAGUGACACCUCUGAACCAGAAGAUCAUGACCGUCGUAGGAAAUGGGAUCUUUGCUGUGACACUGUACUUGACCGCCAGGAUUGGACUCCAAUGGAAUUGGAGGAAAAUGCACGCCAUCACGAUCGUGUCCGUGACAGUCCUGGAUUUAAUAGUGAACAUGCUAACGACGUGGGACAUCGUUCGAAACCAGUGGUUCUGGUUGGGUGUCCCAGUAGCGGAGGCGUUGCCGAACGGUAUUGCGUUUGUGAUCGCAACUUUCGUUAUGGUGGAACUGGCGGGUGAAGGCAACGAAGGGGCUGUAUACGGUCUGGUGGGGUCGAUCACUAAUAUUGCCAUACCGUUAGCCAGUACGUUGACUAAAGCUGUGGGCAGCAACUUUGACGUAACAAAUGAGGACAUUGUCGAGGACUCAAGGCACGUUCGCUGGGAGGUGACGUACUUCCUCAUCAUAAGGUACUCGAUAAACCUCGCUGGACUACUUUUCUUGCCGCUGUUGCCGAGCCAAAAAGCGGAGACACAGCAGCUAAAACGAUUCGGUGGAUCGAGUCGAUUCAUGGGCUAUCUGACGAUCGCCUACUUUGUGUUUUCACUCUGCUGGACUGUCAUUAUCAACGUCAUGAGCAUUUAUCCAGCGACAUCAUGCUUACGGGUUGCUGGUGGUACCGGCUGCGAUUCAAUUAAUCGCGUCUAG